ACUUACUAAUCGUGUUGUCAAAGUGAAGUCAGCUGUUAUGUCAAUUCGCGGACUUGUUCUGUGCGACUACCGGGAAUAUUCAAGUUAUUAAAGUGCGGUUAGGGAUAUCACUGUUAAACUGCGUGUUAUAAGAAGAUUAAAGAUGCUGCUAUUACUCUAAACGGCUAAAAUCCGAAAAUUUCUUAGCGCAGAGUGAUAAUUGGCAUUGUUCUGUAUGAUAGUUUGACAUCUAACCUAAGAUCGUCGCGCAUUUUAUCUAUUUUUUCAUUGAAAAUAAAGCGGAAGGAGCACCGAAAUAAUGCAGCACUUAAUACAGGCUAGUCCCUUCCUGGACAAGUUGAAGCAUUGGCGUCAUGUGAUGUCUUUCAGUGAUGUACAGUUAACUACUUCUCAAAAAGUAGUUUUAUGGAGCAUAGGAGUAGUUGGCACAAGUGCUGUGGUAGUUGGUGUAUUGUCCAGAUACUUAGCAAGGAGGCGGGCCAAGCCUAUCUUAAACCCAAGGAUACAAAGAGCAAUUAACAAGAGAAUCUCACGUAUGCGCAGUCCCAAUGGUGGUAUGGGCUCUGUAGCCAGCAGUGGAGGGCGCAGUAGUCCCUUGGGCUUCAGUGAACGGCUUUCCCUCGCGUCAGGCUCCAUCGGCUCGGGUGGCGGUGACGCAGCGCCGCUCUCACCACAGCAGCUUGGCGUUAUGGGUAUGGAGGCGUUAGAAACAAGUAUAAACUACUGGGAGGAUGCGCUAGCGGCGUUCUCUCUGGGCGCCCGCGGCGGCGUCACCGGCACAUUGGCGCUGACGUCGCCAGAAGAAGCGGAGUUUUGCAGGGAAAUACAAGACUUGCUUCAAAAUGCCUACAUGCUACAAGAGCGUUGCGAGCUGCUGUUCCUCGACCAGCGGUCGGUGCUGUUCCGGUCGGAGAGCGGCGGCGGCGCGGCAGGCGCGGGCCCCGGCUCGGCGGGCGAGGGCCGGCGCUCGCGGCUGCUCUCCACGCACACCGGCUCUAGCCACACCAAGCGGGAGCACCAUUCCAGUGCUGAGUCAUUCGCCUCGGCUGAGGAUCAAGUUGCAGAUCUCAGAGAAUUCGACGACUUCACAGAAAUAGCGCCGGAAAUAGAGAAUUUGGAGUUGUAUCAAAUGGCGUUGAAACAAUUAGAAAUCGGCAUUCCUUGCAGGACGCUCCGAACAGACGUGGUGCAGUGUUCCUCAGACUCGGAGUUCCUGUGCAAGCUGCACUGCCUGCGGCUGGCAUUCCAGCUGGUGUUCAAGGACGCGGCCGUGUGGGCUUGGUUCGUCGACGCUGGGAGAGAAGUACUCACCGACUUGCUGCUCUUCGCUGAUAAGGAACCAAAGGAGUUCUUGGUGGCAUACGAAGAAAUGGUAUCUUGGACUACAGAUGGCAGUAAUUGGCCUACGAUAGAAAGUGAACUCACUAGCAAAGGCGUGAAGGCGCUGACAUUUUACGAUGUGGUGUUGGACUACAUUCUGCUGGACGCGUUCGAAGACCUGGCCUCGCCGCCUUCCUCCGUGCUCGCCGUCGUCAGAAACCGCUGGCUGUCAGAUGGUUUCAAAGAGAGUGCGUUAACAACAGCAGUAUGGUCGGUAAUAAAAGCGAAGCGACGAUACCUACAAUACCCAGACGGGUUUAUGGCGCAUUUCUACUCAAUUUCGGAGCAUCUGCUGCCGGUUCUCGUGUGGGGCUUCCUUGGACCGCGGGAGCGGCUACGCGACGUAUGCCACACCUUCCAAGCAGAGAUCGUUGGCUUCAUCACAGACCUAUUCAGCUUCCACAAGUGCCGAUACACCAACGUGGAUGACCUAGCCACCGAUAUAAUGCAGCACGCGAAACUCCGCGCAGCCAGCAUCACCGACAAACUAGCCGAUAGGAACUAAGCAAUACUAGUACUAAGUUUAAGUGACAAUAAUCAAGUCACAAGAGGCACUACGCGACGACUAAUAAAUUCAGCUAAGUAACACAUUCCGAUACAAUAAGUUCCAUUUUUGUAUGCAGUCCUGUUUGCCUGAAGCUGAAAUGUUAUUUUUGAGCCGUGAUAGUAUUUAAACGGCCUAUGAAAGUUUCUAUUGGUUACAUAGAUACUUUGUAGGGUAGUUUGAUGAAUUUGUAGUAGCAUAGACUUGUGAAUCAAUGGGAACUUUUACGGGCUGGUUCGUAGAUGUAAGAUAAAAGUGUACUUCCUUCUCAGAUCUUACGCAUUUUAUAGUUAUAUCUGGUUUAUGUACAAAAUAACGGUACAGCAGUAUAGAGUACCUAAGUCUAGGUAAAUAGUUAAAUACGUAUAUCAAGGUAUUAACACGGUCGCAUUUUUCUGCACCAAAUUAUUAUUAUAUUCGCAGUUUGUUUUUGAGGUUUGAGCAACUUAAAUAACAUUUAUUCGCCAAAUUUUUAAAUUUCUUGUUAGUAUAUAAGUAAAUAGUUAAUACGACAAAAUCUAAUUCUACAAUAUCCAAUUUAAUAUUCAUAGAUUCUAUUAUCUGAAAUUAUGUGCUGUAUCUAUUUAUUAUGUAAAUAUAACAGUUAUUAUAAAACUAGAAAUUUUACAUUAUGUAGCUGGACAUGGGUUUGUAAAUGAAACUCUUCUCAUUAGAAAAUUUAGUAUAUCAAUUAUAAUAUAGCCUUAUCUGACAAAAAAAAAACAAAGUAAACAUAAACCUUUAUUAACAGUCAACGAUAAUACUUUUCCAAAGAA
Molecule: messenger RNA, 2700 nt
Organism: Pectinophora gossypiella (pink bollworm)
Lineage: Eukaryota; Metazoa; Arthropoda; Insecta; Lepidoptera; Gelechiidae
Gene: Miga
Product: mitoguardin
Exons: 10
Coding region: 299-1885 (528 amino acids)
Biological process (GO): mitochondrial fusion
Source: RefSeq, a predicted model, not a curated record